Dreissena polymorpha is the source of this 2681-nucleotide messenger RNA. Its product is annotated as dnaJ homolog subfamily C member 27-B-like. NCBI's taxonomy places the organism in Eukaryota, Metazoa, Mollusca, Bivalvia, Myida, Dreissenidae. The record is from RefSeq and is a predicted model, not a curated record. Gene Ontology annotation, molecular function: GTPase activity; GTP binding. The transcript is spliced from 7 exons. Bases 368 to 1168 code for a protein of 266 amino acids.
UACGUCAGUAAGACCGGUGUGACACAAUGGUGUGGAAAGUACAACAUGUAAACUUCCGGCCAGUCAGAAUUCCAAACUUCUGCAUGAUGAACCUCCGAAAUAAUUAGGCCUAUGGAUUUUUGAUACUCUCAUCAUUAAGUGAUGCCUUUGAAAAGUUCCUUAAUACCAGUUUAGUCGGAAUAGAAACUAAUGACUGCCUCGUUAUAAAUUUUGAAAAUGAUACCCCACCCAGCCAGAAAUGAACGGUUUCCACUGUAAACAAUAAACGUUUUAUCGCCUAUCAUGCUUAUGACGAAGUGAACUUUACGAUAAGGUUGUGACUUUUUUCAUGAAUCGGAGAAAGGGUGUCGUACACUAGCUGUUUCCAAUGCCAGCCAUGGAUAAAAAAUCCAAGCGACCACUGCGCAUUAAAAUAAUUAGCAUGGGAAAUGCUGAGGUUGGAAAGAGCUGCAUAAUAAAGAGAUACUGUGAAAAACGGUUUGUCCACAAAUAUUUGGCAACUAUUGGAAUAGAUUAUGGAGUAUCAAAAGUGACCAUAAAGGACAGGGAGGUGAAGGUCAAUAUAUUCGAUAUGGCUGGACAUCCUAUAUUUUAUGAGGUUAGAAAUGAGUUUUACAAAGACACCCAGGGGGCUGUUUUAGUGUACGAUGUGUCAGACCGCAACAGUUUUGAGUCACUGGAACACUGGUUGCUGGAAAUGCAGAAUGAGAUUGGAAAUCAGGCUGAACACGAAAAUGUGGUAGUGUGCGUAUGUGCUAAUAAGUGUGAUCGAAAAAGAAUGGUUGAUGAGGUGGAGGGAAAACUGUGGGCGGACAGUAAAGGUUUCCCGUACUUCGAGACGUCUGCUCAGUCAGGGGACGGAGUAAAUGAGAUGUUUCAAGCAUUAUUUGAGGGCGUGGUGACUGCGGUGGAGAACGGAGGCAAGAAGGUCCCCAUAGUAACGCAGCUCGGCUACACUAAGGACCAGAUUGAGGCCAUACAGCGACUGAGGAACGCCAAGUCAGACUACGACCGUCUCGGCUUGCGAGAGGGGGCUUCCAAAGACGAGGUAAACAAGGCAUACAAGCGUCUGGCUGUUCUACUCCACCCGGACAAGAACGUGGCGCCCGGCAGUGAGGAUGCCUUCAAGAUACUACUGGCUGCCAGAACAGCGUUACUCAAACGGUGAUCUGGAUUUUUUCUCAUGUCAUCAGAUUUGAUCCAUUUUGCUUCCACCAUAGUUCACCAUUGUUAUUCAUGUGGCAUUCAGUUGAAGCCUGAUUUCUGUGAUUUUACCGAAAGGCUGUGUUUUUCCUGUACUGGUAACCCAUGGUAAAUCGAAUGUUUGUAAUGUAACCUAUGUUCAGCAAGUUCUGUAGGUCAUAAGAUGCCUACUUUCGACAAAAUAUGCUUAUUUGAAACAGUUAAACAAUCAACAAGCAUAUUGACUGUUCCUAUAUGAAAAAAUAGGGGGGGGGGGCGAAAUUUGCCAUAAAGGAGCAACUGGUGUUUGCUAUAAAUAUUGUGCAAAUUGAAUUGUCUCCCUUUAAAUAUUUAAACAAAAUUAACUGUUUUAUGUUACUUUUUUGGGGGAGUGGGGGUGGGGGGGAGUAAUGCAUUACGCUUUUUGGGGGUAUGCCUAAAUUAUAGUAAUACCUGGUAGAGUAACCUCAAAGUCUCAUGGGUUAAAUCACAGGAGGGAAUCCCAUUUUUUUGUAUAUUUUUUGUAUAUUUUCGGAGCUAAAAAUGUUUAAUGUGCAUGUAGGUGUUGUGUAUCUACCGUUUAAUGACUUGGUUAUUGCGUUUUAGCUCUUUAAAGUGAUCGACAUGGAAAAUCUCUAUGUGGACACAUUUGUGUCUGACCAAACACGAUUUUGGAAGAGUGUCAACUUCUGAGGGGUGGUAUCGAAUUACUGCUGGAUCAAUGGUACUGAUGUUAAUUUUUUCUGAUAAAUUAUUUUAAUAGCUUUCGAAAACAACCGGUGUGUAGUUGAUUCGUUAAAAAUUGUUUGAGUUACAUGGUUUACAGUAAAGAUGGUGUAGUUUUUUGGCGUAUGAAGUUGCACUCCUUGUUUCUAUUAUAGCAUAUAUACACACAAAAAAUACAAAAAAUACGGGAUUCCCUCCUGUGGGUUAAAUCAGUAAGAAAUGUGCCUCUAAUCCUUGAUUCCCCAAGUAUACACAGCAAAUGCCUUCAGGCCUGUCACAUGAUUUUAAAGGCAGUCCAGUCCAUCAACUUCAGCAGGGAAAGAAAAUGUGCUGAAUCGGCUUGUGUGUAUAUCGAUGUGCCGGAAUCUGGGAAAACGAGGUUUAAUGCAUGUGCCUAUAGUGUCAUCCCAGAUUAGCCUGUGCAGUCAACAUAGGCUUAUCAGGGACGACACUUUCUGCCUUUAUGGAAGUUUUUUGUUUAAAGGAAGUUUUUUCUUAGCGGGGAAAUCAAGAUUAUGUGGAAAGUGUUAUUAACACUUUCCACAUAAUCUUGGUUUGUUCACGAUGUGUUGACUUAAUACGCCCGGCAGUCAUGUACUAGUAAGGGUGUUAUCUGUGUAUUCAUGUCGAUGUUUCUGGCAAUUUAUACGGCCUGAAAACAUGUAUUUAGAGACCAAAAGGGCAUUUGACUGAAAAAUAGAGGGGCGCUUUUUAAGGGGGCAAAUUUUAGAGGGGCGCAGCGCCCCUCUAUUUAUUGCUAGCUGGAGCACUGA